This is a messenger RNA of Pyricularia pennisetigena, 564 nucleotides long. RefSeq lists its product as uncharacterized. NCBI's taxonomy places the organism in Eukaryota, Fungi, Ascomycota, Sordariomycetes, Magnaporthales, Pyriculariaceae. The record is from RefSeq and is a predicted model, not a curated record. The annotation marks the transcript as partial. The transcript is spliced from 2 exons.
CAUGGAAGCUCUUCUGAUGAGAAAAACCUCAGUGCUGAAGUUGACCCAGAAUCAGCCGAAAUAACAACACCUCCACUGACAGCGCUCAACUCAACUCCACCUCGCCCACCUAAAGUGCUCGCCGCAGAAUCUGAUGAGAGAUUCGCAGAUCGGUAUGAUAUUACGGUUAUUUCAGCAGGCCAACUACGAGAGAUAAUGAGGCAGGAAAGCAAGUGCUCGAUUCUCUAUCAACUCCCUCAAAACAGAGUCGCAAACGUCCUCAAAUCUUUGCUCCCAGAAACCGCAUAUGGAAGUGAUGCAGCCACUUCAUCCUCCCCUCAAUUACCUCUGACAAGUAGAUCUAGUGCGGUGGAAACAUUCCUGAAAGCACAUGACCAGUUUGGCCAUCGGUCACUGAGCGGCGUUAACAAUGGGCAAGGGCCGACUCAGGCAGUUACCCCUUUGGAGCCAAGCUUGGUUGAUGAGAGAUGGGGUGUCCUCUUUGACAAAACAGGAAGCCAUACAAAGCGGGCAGAUGAGCUGCUCCGAAGUAUUGCAGAUCAUAUUGUGAGGCAUCACGACUAG